GUUGGUGAUAUUGAAGAUUUGUUUAUUCAUUUAGAACGUAUUUUCUCUAUCGGGGGAAUUUGGCCGUUCAAACAAACAUACAUCCGUUUCGCAAUUUAUAUAUCAUAUUAUAUGCUAUAUCUUAUUAUGGCAUACAUCGAUCUUUAUGAUGUUUUCGGUAAUCUGGAGCUAAUGGUGAUGAAUCUCGUGGAAACGAUAGCAUACACUAUGACAUUUAUGGUAGUGUGGCUGAUUCGUUGUAGUAAUUUACUGAAGCACGUAAUCAAUGCGGUUAGAAAGAGUAUAAUGGAACAAAAAUUUGAAAAUUCUGAAGAAGAAAGGAUUUAUUACCAUUACAAUUACACAUCCAAGAUAUUCACAUAUGGUUCGAUUGCUGGCAUGCUUAUUACGAUCACAUUGUUGUAUUUUAGACCGCUUUUGCGUUUCUCAACCAGUAAUCAAGUGUUACAUAACGAUACACAAUUUUUUAUGUUACCCUAUAGGGUGCAUAUAUUUUUCGACACCACUAAUAAUUAUACAUAUAUAUUAAUGUAUUUGUAUCUAUUCCCAAUGUUUUAUGUUUCUAUCUGUCACAUGGCGGCGAUUUGUUUAUUAGUUAUUUUAGUAUUCCAUAUUUGUGGCGAAUUAUCUAUUUUAUCAUAUCGCAUUAAAAAUGUUAGAACAUAUUCACAAGACACAAUAGUGGAUAGAAUUCGUAGUUUUGUUCGAAUGCAUCUUAAAAUAAUAUGGAUGGCGAAAUCCGUGGAUAAUACUUUUAAUUUAAUUCUUUUGGAUGAACUUCUUGGCAAUAGUAUUGUAUUGGCUAUUUCAAUGUACUAUGUCACAAUAAACUUGCAGAUUUCAGAAAUGGCGACUUGUUUCACAUUCAUACUUUUUGCUAUUAUUGCGCUUGUUAUGCUUUUUGGAUACUGUUUAAUUGGUGAUCAACUAACUCAACAGGUAUCAUUAGAUAGAAAUAAUAAGCAAUGA
Molecule: messenger RNA, 969 nt
Organism: Camponotus floridanus (Florida carpenter ant)
Lineage: Eukaryota; Metazoa; Arthropoda; Insecta; Hymenoptera; Formicidae
Exons: 4
Coding region: 127-969 (280 amino acids)
Biological process (GO): detection of chemical stimulus involved in sensory perception of smell; sensory perception of smell
Cellular component (GO): plasma membrane
Molecular function (GO): odorant binding; olfactory receptor activity
Source: RefSeq, a predicted model, not a curated record